Zootermopsis nevadensis is the source of this 1603-nucleotide messenger RNA. It is a transcript of the gene Pdxk, whose product is annotated as pyridoxal kinase. Gene Ontology annotation, biological process: pyridoxal 5'-phosphate salvage. Lineage: Eukaryota; Metazoa; Arthropoda; Insecta; Blattodea; Termopsidae. Gene Ontology annotation, cellular component: cytosol. The record is from RefSeq and is a predicted model, not a curated record. Gene Ontology annotation, molecular function: pyridoxal kinase activity.
GCACACAGAAUUUGUCACAUUUGUAAAUUGUUAUGAGCGCUUGUAUCAUAACAGCUACUUCCCUAUUAUCUUAUCAGUUAAUACCGGUUUAGUAAUGUCGCACCAGACGUAUGGUUCGCAAUUUUAAUAGUACCAAAAAAAUGGCAGAGAAGAGGCAGAGAGUUUUGUCAAUUCAGAGUCAUGUAGUUUCAGGAUAUGUUGGUAAUAAAAGUGCAACAUUUCCACUACAGGUAUUGGGGUUUGAAGUUGAUACAAUAAACUCCGUCCAGUUCUCCAAUCACACUGGUUACGGGUACUGGAAGGGUCAGGUUCUGAAUGAGAAAGAACUGGAAGGCCUUAUGGAUGGAUUACGUCACAACGGAUUGGACUAUUACACACAUCUACUAACAGGCUACAUAGGAUCAACAGGCUUCCUGAAAUAUAUUGUGCAAGUGGUAAAACAGCUGCGCCAGGUCAAUCCAGAUCUUGUGUAUGUGUGUGAUCCUGUAAUGGGAGACAAUGGCAAGAUGUAUGUGCCAAAGGAACUGCUGGAAAUAUACAAGGACACUAUUCUGCCUCUGGCAGAUAUCAUUACACCUAAUCAGUUUGAAGCUGAAUUGUUAUCUGGGAAGGAGAUUAAAUCAGCUGAUGACGCAUGGGCAGCUGUCGAACAUUUCCACAAGAAAGGUUGUCGUACUAUAGUGCUUUCAUCUACAGACUUGGGUGAUGAUCAAAAUCUUCUGGCAUUGGCAAGCAGCAGAAGUGGUGACAAGAGGACAGAACUCACCAUCCGUAUUCCGAAGCUACCGGGUACAUUCACCGGAACGGGCGAUCUGUUUGCCGCCUUGUUGCUUGCGUGGAUGUGGCAUACCAACAACCAACUGAAACUAUCACUUGAAAAAGUGAUAGCCACCCUUCAAACCGUUCUCGAAAGAACUCUCCAUUACGCCAAAGAAAGAAGUGAAUCUGGUGACCCUGGUUUUGCGCUUAUGGAACUGCAACUCAUCCAGAGUAAGGCUGACAUUGAGAACCCACAGACUGUCAUAGAAGCAAAAGUGUGCUAAAAGCUUUAAUGGUUGACAGCGAACCUACAUCUACAGGCCAACCGAGCUUGCAAUGAAGGUUUGCUCACACCAACUGGAGUCUUCCAACAUAUUAAUCAGAUCAUUCCAUCAUGUUAAAAUAUUAGUACGGACCAAAUAAUAGGACUUAUGUAAUAUCACAUAUAUUAAUAGAUGUAACACUGAAUGUUCUGUUUGGGGAAAUUAUUAUACUACUGGGUGUCACGGAUAUGAAUUGGGGACGAGGGUUAGAGAUGCAUGCGGAACUGUAGAAAUAUACAGAGAAGUCCACUUAUUGAUGGCCACAGACAUGCUAAAAAUCAAAUAGCGUACGAGCCAAUGCGUUUUGAGAAUGCCCUAAAAGCAUGGCCGUCUAAAUGUGGCAUGACAAAGGGGAGUGAAUCUGUUCACUGCAUAUAACACUGACAACGAAAUCACACAAGACAAAAGAAAGGUUGAAGUUAAAUUUCUAAAACAAGCUGUCGUAUACUACAAAAAAUAAAUGACUGACAAAAUGGUAACAGGUCAUUUCACAGCAAAAUAAAAAUAACUAAUAAACUAAA